This is a messenger RNA of Caenorhabditis remanei, 504 nucleotides long. RefSeq lists its product as uncharacterized. The record is from RefSeq and is a predicted model, not a curated record. Gene Ontology annotation, molecular function: DNA-binding transcription factor activity, RNA polymerase II-specific; RNA polymerase II cis-regulatory region sequence-specific DNA binding. Gene Ontology annotation, cellular component: nucleus. The transcript is spliced from 5 exons. Gene Ontology annotation, biological process: regulation of transcription by RNA polymerase II. Lineage: Eukaryota; Metazoa; Nematoda; Chromadorea; Rhabditida; Rhabditidae. The coding region runs from base 1 to 504 and encodes 167 amino acids.
AUGCAUUUGAAACAUGGAGUAGCUUUGCCACCGGAUAAACAGUUGACAUAUUCUUGCUCGAUAUGCGGCAUGGGAUACAUUUACGAGAAGAAUUACAAACGUCAUCUUCAGAAACAUGAGAGUGGAGAACUCAAUGAACUGGGAAAUGAGAAACAUUCAUGUGAUAUCUGUGGAAAUGUGUACGCUCAUAAGUUUACUCUGAUCGUUCACUUACGUGAAAAACAUGGUGAAUCGGGUGAAAUUGUGAUUAAAAAGAAAAAAUCUAUUUGGAAACCAUACAAGUGUCAAUUCUGUCAAAUGCCAUUUCGUAGAUACAUGUCGCUGUAUAGCCAUCAAGUACGAGAACAUCCGGAAACAAGGGUGGAUAUAUCAAGUCCAUCAUCACUAUCAUACUUGCUAUCCCUGCACACACUUCUCAGCAAUCAGAGUUCUACACAGAAGAAGGAUUCGAAGGAGAAGAAACCGAGUUUUUUGAUAAAAGAUAUUAUUGAUAUUGAUGGUUGA